AUGCAAUUAAGAAGUGGUGUACUCAAGAAGCCCCCAACUAGAAAUUACAUCUCAGGGUAUCAAAUAUUUUAUGCGACCAAAUUGCCUGAGUUGAAAAAGGAGGGCAAAUUUUAAGUGGGAGAUGCAGGUCAUAAGAUCUCCGAAAUGUGGAGAGGUUUGGACGAUGACGACAGGUAGAAAUUCGAAGACUAGUUCCAAGAAAUGGAAUCCAAAUAUAAGGAAGACCUGAUACUCUAUUAUGGAGGGAACACACAAGACAUCAAGAAAUACAAGGCAUUGAUGGAAAUUCCAGAGAAGCCCAGAAAACCUGCUUCUGCAUGUCUAGUAUACAUCGCAGAACAUAGGAAGGAUUUCGGUAAUGAAAAUCCUGAUAUGAAUAUGGCGAAAGUGACUAAGGUUUUGGCAGACAAAUAUAGUGCUCUUUCAAAUAAGGAUAAAAAAAAGUAUGAGGAUGAUUUUCAAAGGAAAUUGGAAUAAUACCAUAAAGAAAUAGAGAUUUGGCAAAAAAAAUUUGCUGAAAAAUAAGAAUAAUUUGAUAAAUUGAUUGAAGAAAAAUUUAAACGAUCCGCUUCAAAAUAAGACUUGGAAUAUUAGGAAUUGCCACCAUAUAAAAGAGGACCUAAAAAGAUGAAAGAUGAAGAGGAGACAGCUGGAAUAAAGAUUGAAUAGAAAGAAAAGGAGGUUAAGAAGGAGGAAAGGAAAGAGGAAAGGAAAGAGGAUAAAAAAGAUGAUAAAAAGGACGAUAAAGAUAAUAAAAAAAAUACAAAAAAUACCAAAGAUGAAGGUAAAGUUGUAUAGAAUAAAGGAGAAUCAAAGAAAUAGUUAGAAAAAGAUUAAAAAGAUGGACAAAUGAGAAGAAAAUCCGGUUAAAGAAGAUGCUGAGAAAUUUCACUGAAAUAUUUUUUAAUAAAUUUUCUGUUAAACCAUAUAAAAUUUAUAGAAAA
Messenger RNA from Paramecium tetraurelia, 944 nucleotides. RefSeq lists its product as uncharacterized. The transcript is spliced from 3 exons. The record is from RefSeq and is a predicted model, not a curated record. Lineage: Eukaryota; Ciliophora; Oligohymenophorea; Peniculida; Parameciidae.